This is a messenger RNA of Alosa sapidissima (American shad), 2406 nucleotides long. RefSeq names its product meprin A, alpha (PABA peptide hydrolase), tandem duplicate 2 (gene mep1a.2). Gene Ontology annotation, molecular function: protein binding; zinc ion binding; metalloendopeptidase activity. The transcript has 14 exons. Gene Ontology annotation, biological process: proteolysis. The coding region runs from base 121 to 2241 and encodes 706 amino acids. Lineage: Eukaryota; Metazoa; Chordata; Actinopteri; Clupeiformes; Clupeidae. The record is from RefSeq and is a predicted model, not a curated record. Gene Ontology annotation, cellular component: membrane.
GUGAGCACGGAGAACUCCACUGUCUUGCCUCCCCCGAUCAAAGUACCACCAGGUGCUCCAGCUUUAUUGUAAUGUUUACACCAGUCGAGUAAUACAUGUCAGAAUUGCACAGGACUUAACAUGGGCUCCUUGAAUACAAGGUGGAAAAUCACAAUUUUAACAGCAUUUCUGUUGGUUCUGAAGGCUGAAGCAGUGCCGACAUAUUAUAAUGAUGGGAAUGAUGUGGAUGCAGGGGAGUUGAGAGAAGACAUUCCCGAAAUUAAUUUAGAAUCAUCAAGAGAUCUCUUUCAGGGAGAUAUUGCCGUAGAUCCCAGAAGAAAUGCCAUUCUGGACGGCAACUGGAAGUUCCCUAUCCCUUACAUCCUGACAGAUUCUUUGGAGCUGAAUGCCAAGGGUGUGAUCCUGCAGGCAUUUGAGAUGUAUCGACUCAAGUCCUGUGUUGACUUCAAGCCUUACGAGGGCGAGAGCACUUACCUCUCUUUCACUAAGUUGGACGGGUGCUGGUCUUUUGUGGGCGACUUUGGGACAGGCCAAAAUCUGUCCAUCGGGGCCAGGUGUGACACCAGAGCCAUCGUUGAGCACGAGCUCCUCCACGCCCUCGGCUUCUACCAUGAGCAGUCGCGGUCUGACCGUGACGAUUACGUCAAAAUCCACUGGGACCAAAUCCUGGAAGGGAAAGAGCACAAUUUUAACAAGUAUGAGGAUGACUUCAUCACGGACUUGAACACACCGUACGACUACGAGUCCAUCAUGCACUACCGCCCCCUCUCCUUCAACAAGGAUCCCAACAUCCCCACCAUCACCACGGCGAUCCCUGCUUUCAACAAUGUUAUUGGCCAGCGGCUAGACUUCAGUGCAGUCGACCUGGAGAGACUGAACCGCAAGUAUGAAUGCGCUGCUCCUCUGACCCUGCUGGACCAGUGCUCCUUUGAGCAGAUCAACAUCUGUGGGAUGAUUCAGAACGAGCAGGACAACGGGGACUGGAUACAGACCCCCAGCACCACUGGCAGUAAUGACCACACCCUGGGAGGCCAGUGCAGAGAUGCUGGCCUAUUUAUGCACUUCGACACGUCCAAGUCAACAGUAGGGAACAGUGCUCUGCUGGAGUCUCGGAUCCUGUAUCCCCGGAGGAGCCACCAGUGCCUGCAGUUCUUCUACAGGAUGACAGGGGCUGCUGGAGACCGCCUUGUCAUCUGGCUGCGGAUGGACGACAGCACAGGGACCCCCCGCAAAGUGAUAAAAGUGCACACCAUCACAGGUGAUGGAAAUGCUUCCUGGAAGAUCGCUCAUGUGCCUCUGAGCACUGGGGAGAAGUUCCGUUACUUUUUUCAGGGAAUGACGGGAGUUGAGAACCAGGCUUCAAGUGGCAUCUCCAUCGACGACAUCACUCUGUCAGAGACGGCAUGCCCCGGUGCCGUAUGGCAGAUCAGCGGCUUCAGCAGCAUUCUCGCCUCCACGCCAGUUGGCACCGGCAUCCACAGCGGCCGCUUCUACAACUCUGAGGGCUAUGGGUACGGGUUCACCGUUUACCCCAAAGGCCGAGAUGCAGACUCUGCUGAGUACCUUGGAGUGACCUUUCACCUUUACAGUGGUGAGAAUGAUGGCGUGUUGGAGUGGCCAGCCAUGAACAGACAGGUCACCAUCACUGCCAUGGACCAAGACCCAGAUGCCACGUUGCGAAUGUCCAACAGCCGCAGCUUCACCACUGACUCCAACUACAAGUGGAACAGGCCAGUGGAUGGUAACGGUACGUGGGACACAAACUGCUCCUGCUAUAGGGGACCGGAGAUGGGCUGGGGCACCUUCACCUCCCACCUGCAGCUGCAGAGGAGGAGCUUCCUGAAGAACGACGACCUCAUCAUCAUGGCUGACUUUGAUGACCUGACCCACUUGCUGAAGACCGAGGUGCCGGUGGUGGCCUCAGCCAAGGAGGAGAGACCGCUGGACAAGAAGGAGCCACUCCCGCCCAAUGAGCUCGCAGCCCAAGAUGCCCGACCAAGGGAGGUCCGCGCCGUCACUCAGCCCUGCUCCCCUAACCCCUGUCUAAAUGGAGGAGUGUGUGUGGAGAAACAGGGCCAGGCCACAUGCAGGUGUGCAUCUGGACGGUCCACAUUCUAUUCAGGUGACAUGUGUGAAACUCGGCAGGUUGCAGGAUCUGUUGUGGGGGUUCUGGUUGGAGGAGUAGUGGGCUCCAUGGCCCUAGUUAUGGCCAUUCUUGCAGUUAUUCGUCAGAGGACAUAAAACGGAGAUGUCAGACGUAUUUCUUAACUUCAGUCUAUCAUUCACACUGAGUCACACGUUAUUUCCCAACAAAUUAUUUCUCACAGGCAGUAAAUGUUAUGACUACCAACUAUGCUGUGUUGCUGUUCUUCGAAGGAUACAUUAAAAAUUAUAUUUAUAUCUCCA